UACAGAUCAUGUUGUAUGUGAAGACGACUUGGCGUACACCCUCCUGGCCUUCAACUGUUGGAUCCCCGGCGUGUCCACCUUUGUGAGCCACCUGAUCCACGCACGACCCACCGAGUAAGUUGGGCCACACCGAGUAAGUUGGCUACACCGAGUAAGUUGGGCCACACCGAGUAAGUUGGGCCACACCGAGUAAGUUGGGCCACACCGAGUAAAUUGACCACACCGAGUAAGUUGGGCCACACCGAGUAAGUUGGCCACACCGAGUAAGUUGGGCCACACCGAGUAAAUUGACCACACCGAGUAAGUUGGCCACACCGAGUAAGUUGGGCCACACCGAGUAAAUUGACCACACCGAGUAAGUUGGCCACACCGAGUAAGUUGGGCCACACCGAGUAAAUUGACCACACCGAGUAAGUUGGCCACACCGAGUAAGUUGGGCCACACCGAAUCAUUCGGUCACUGAACUCGUUCGUAUCUUUUAGACCUGCUAGUUUAACAUUAACUUUUAUUUUCCAUUUAUAUCAUUGGUUAACAAUCCUAUUGUUAAAUGUCAACCAGUGUUAAAUGAAAGAUCUUGUGACUGUAUCAUAUGGGUGGUUUAACAUUAUACUUUUUGUUCAUGUUUUGACAAAUUGAUUACGUUUGACAUGAACGCUGAUUUUGAGGAUAGAUUGAACAUUUCAUCGAUAUCAUUUUCCCACACUAAGCGCAGAUGAAAAUGUUGCGCUCUUAGCUGAUCUAUUUAAACAUGUUCAUCGAUCUGUUUUUGACACAGAUCAGUCAUGCGACAUUAUUUGAAUCAAAAAUCACAAAGUUCGAAAACAUAAUGGGUCCCAAGGCAUAGCUCGGAUACAUAACAUGUGUAGACAAAUAGAUUCAACACCUGGUUAACUCCAAUCGUGCUGAUAAUGCGAAUGUCUUAAACUUAAGGGAUCGAUACCAGUAAAGAAGACAUUUUUUUAGAUACAGAAGUUUUUUUUUUCCUUUAAAUAAUCGAUUUUCAAUAUUUGGACAAAGUUUGAAUAAAGUGGUGAGAUGUGCUUUGGUUAAAUUAUUAAAACUGUCAUUGCUACCGUUUUGUCUUCAUUUCAUUUGUUGAAAGUGUAAAACUGUCUCCCGUGUGAUAUCAGGCUUUCAUUACAUUUUGCUACAAAGUAAUUGUUGUCAAAACGGUUAUCUUAGGGAAUUUUUCUUUUACAAUGUUUCUCGUUGUGUACUGGUUUACUGAGACUUGGUCUAGAAAUCUUUACACUGCGAGACAAUAUUGAUUAGAGUUAUCUUGAUUAGAGUUAUCUUGAUUAGAGUUAUCUUGAUUAGUGUUACCUUGAUUAGAGUUAUCUUGAUUAGAGUUAAUAUAACAAACUGAACAAAUGUCCCUCCUUCUGGUUUUGCAUAUAUCUAAUAUCUUGAAAUGUACUCCACAAGACAUCGAUGUACAUAUCAACAACCCGCAACUCGGUGUGUAGAUUUUGUCACUUCUAACAUCUCUGACUCUAAAUGUUUCUAUUAUUGUGUAAAUGAUUUUUGUUGUUCUCAGCGGAGUCCCGUUGGCCAGUAAACAGGUUCAAAGGAACCCUACUCGGAUGGAGGUCCAACACGCUCAGCUACAAACGAGUGACUUCUUGCGUGAACACGAGGGGCACACAUUCCCCAGGGCUGCUGCUGAUGUCUAUAAGAGGUGAUGAAACUUUUUAAAAUGAACGCUGAAGGUCUAUGGGAACAUACGAUUGCAAAACAUUCAGCCGCAUUUUUAAUGUUGGCUCUAUCAUGUUAAUCGUUUGUUAUCAUGCUAAAUAAUUAUUUUUUAAAAAUGAAAGGCUGAAAUAGGCAUUUUAAUAUAGGACCAAUUUAGUUUUAGAUAGACAUAUUCAUAGAGAGAAUCCGCGGCAUCGGUUCUACAUAUUUUAAGACAUUUGAAAUGUGGACACAUUAACACGCGCCUCCAUAUUUGUUAUGGUCAGUUCUUAUAUGGUGUAAGAAGGGUGAGACAUUCACAUUCCUAUGGCGUUAAAAAACAACUGAUGCAUCGUUCUAACAGAUACGGCGUCAUUCUACUGGCUGUGGCAGACAGCGAGACUCCAAGUCUGAUCAUAAAACUCAACCCUGGACAUGACUACAAACUGAAGGUACGGGUCAGCUUUUAAAUAUUUGAUUAUAGAUCGAAUUGAAAAAAAAAAAAGAAUUCUUUUUAAUUAAUUUCUGUUUAAAAGGGCAGUUUACAAUUGUAUUGCACACACAAAACAUAAAAUAACAACGUAGAUUUGGGUUUAAAUGAGCAUGUGUUAUUGUUACGUCUCUGGUUGCAAUUUCUCAUUGUUACAACAUGCUGUGGUCGGGGGGUGUGUGUGUGGGGGGGGGGGUGGGGCUCGAGGGGACGGAUUUAGCACAAGCCGGUCAAUAAACCCGCCUUGUCUCAGGGUUUAUUACAUUGUAGCAUGUGUUAUUGUUACGUCUCUGGUUGCAAUUUCUCAUUGUUACAACAUGCUGUGGUCGGGGGGUGUGUGUGUGGGGGGGGGGGUGGGGCUCGAGUGGACGGAUUUAGCACAAGCCUGUCAAUAAACCCGCCUUGUCUCAUGGUUUAUUACAUUGACGUGUUGUUGUUUUUUUUCACGGCUAUUGCUGUGUCUCCCACAGGCUCAAGACGUGUGUUAUUACAUGGGAGAGUUGGAAGGUGAUACGAUUUCGAAUGAUCCGAAAUUGAAGAGAUCAGCUGAGUUAAAUUCAUCUCAGUGUCCACGGAGAACACUUGCAUUUGAAGGCCGGACAUAUACAGGUUUUAACUUAAUCCUUUAGCGGCUCUUCGAAAUAAUCCCAAUCAUUUCAUUCUGUUUGGGUACAUGUAUAUUCAAAAUCUGUAAUUUUUUUUUUUUUUUACAGCAUGUAAUAAUAUAAACCUAAAAUCCGUGUACUGACUGAUGCAAGGUCAUAAUGAAAAUAAAUAAAUAAAUAAAAUAAAGUACAUUUUUAAAAGAAUAUUUUAAAAUAUUUAUUUGGAUAUUACAUGCAGUAAGGUGCUGUGUAUGUUCCUUACAGACGAAUCCAGGGAAACGCGUCACAGCCAUCGACUGUCAGGUUCGACCACGGCGACGGCUUUGUCUCGGCAAGGGAGGUAAUGUUGAUAAGCAAAAUCACAUCACAUUUCAUAAUGUUAUAGCCCUUUAGUUUUCCUCUUACCGCUCGAUCACAAGUCUUUAUAACCAUUUUGCGUGCUAAAUGGGCCGCAAAAAGAACUCACCAAAAAGAACCCACCACAUUUAUUCAUUCAUAAUAUGGAAAUAAAUAUGUUCAUUUUUCGAAAGGGAUAAGCACAAAAAUCAGUCUUUGCCCCGGGCGCAGCUUUUCCAUGACACAGCCCUGCUGAUGUGUUAGUUAUUGCAGCUUUUCCAUGACACAGCCUUGCUGAUGUGGUAGUUAUUGCAGCUUUUCCAUGACACAGCCCUGCUGAUGUGGCAGUUAUUGCAGCUUUGCCAUGACAUGGCACUGCUGAUGUGGUAGUUUUUUUUGUUUUUUUUUAAGCUUCAAGACCACACCAGAAGCCCGUGUCUCUGCGAAAUGAAAUAAUCUCUGUAAAAUAAAGUAUAUUUCUUUAAAGCAGCAAAAGGAAAAGUGUCUUUUGUAUAACCUUCUUCAAGGUAUUUCGGCUAAACUUUGACUUCAUUCAGCGACUGACUGCAAAUCAUCAGUUGUGUGACUUACUGAUCAGGAAUGUGGGGUCGGGGGCUACAACCUCUGAGAGUUGAACAAUUUGAUUGUUUUAAAGUUUCAUAGUACUGAAUAAACUAAUUAAAUAAUGCAACAAAAAAAAAAGUAUAUUCACAGGUUUUGUGUCAUAGAAAAACCCAGCAAUAUUUGACACAAGUGUCAUUCCUGUUUUCAGACUUACAGUUGGUUCACCCCCUGCUACAAUUAUUCCAAGGUUAUGGUCAAGCAAAUGUCAUAUUCUCAAAGAAUCUCGAACACAAUGUUGUCUACAGUGGCGUAAG
Messenger RNA from Lymnaea stagnalis (great pond snail), 3983 nucleotides. The record is from the annotation of a GenBank genome assembly. NCBI's taxonomy places the organism in Eukaryota, Metazoa, Mollusca, Gastropoda, Lymnaeidae.